AUGUCUGCUCAGGCUGCUCUUUUAAGCCUUAGAAGCUUCAAUUUAUUCUCUGGAUGGCCCGAAGUGGCCUCGAUGACCAAGGACGAGUUUGACGAUUAUCUCGCCGCAAAAGGUCUCUUCUGGAAAAAUCGUCCUUGUCCGAACUGUCAUGAACCGAGAAGCAUCACUCAUGAGAUCAGUGAGAGUGGUGAACCCAUUCGAUUCAAGUUCGAAUGUUACAAAAGAAAAUGCAAAGCUUCACGCCUUGUCGUCAAAGUAGGCCUGUUGAAAGACACAUUUUUCGAAGGUCUACACUGCGAUCGCAAAAAGCGUUUCCUUUUCUCCUUCCUCUACGUCACCUCUUCCAUGAAAGUCGAGGAAAUGGCACGUAAUGUUGAGGUAGACCCAAACACAUGCGUGCAAUGGGGUCAAUGGAUUCGUGAUGUGAUGGCCGAGAACUUCAACAAUCCAGCCAUCCAAAUCGGGGGAGUCGAGGAAGAUUUCUUUCUUCAACUGGCUCCAAUUGAUGAAACAAAUAUUGUCAAGAGGAAACACAAUGUGGGCCGAAUGGUGAGGGAUGGCUGGUUAGUUGGAGGAAUUCAGGACGGCACUCGUUCGGUGUUCGUCGAAAUCACAGGACGUCGUGAUCAGGCAUCGCUCGAAGCGAUCAUUACUCGAUAUGUCACUCGUGGCACCACAAUUCGUACUGAUUGUUGGGGAGGUUAUAACGGUUUGGCAGCUCUUGGAUAUGUUCACGAGACGGUGAAUCAUUCGCUCAACUUCGUGAAUCCAACCACUGGUGUCCACACUCAACGUGUUGAGUCACUUUGGAGCCAGUUGAAGAAAGAAAUCAAACCCAAAUGUGGACUCAGAGGAGACAAUUGGGACGAUCACUGGUUUCAGGCUCUUUGGAUGUUCAAGUAUCACGAAGAGUCGAAAUUCUAUGAGCUGUGGAAGCAAAUCUCGGAGAAAUACCCAUUGAAUUAA
Molecule: messenger RNA, 966 nt
Organism: Caenorhabditis briggsae
Lineage: Eukaryota; Metazoa; Nematoda; Chromadorea; Rhabditida; Rhabditidae
Exons: 3
Coding region: 1-966 (321 amino acids)
Source: RefSeq, a predicted model, not a curated record